AUGUCCGAUUUUGUCAGAAAUCAUUAUAUCUUUACGAUCACAUCUGCCGACGAGGAUGUCUCAACCAAGCCAACGCUGAAGAAACAUUUGAAGGCCAAAGUCAAAGCACGGUUGUCAGAUCUGGAUCUGGAGUCUGACCAUAUGAGCCUUUCCACUCCUUCCACUUCUGUCCCCUCCGUCGCACACGUCCGCUACUCAGUCGCUUCCACCGACUCCGGUCAGUUCGACCCCUUCCCCGAAUUUUGGAUCGCUGACUAUCUGCAAACCCAGCGCAUCCUCUUGUACCAACAGGAGCAUCCCAAACCCCGUAUUUUCUAUUUUUGCGACUACUUGGGCUGUGGAUCAUGUCAGAGCCGUAGAGAACCAGUUUAUUUUGGCAAUGAGAAAGACAUAGAAACCACUGGAAGCCGUCAAUCCACAUGCCAAAGCAGCUCCUUCCUCACGUGGAUCACAUAUUCGUAUGGGUUUUCUAUCGACAGAGGAUCUUCAAGCUCCAGUCAUACACCUCUCAGCUGUAUAUCUGCCCUCUUCAAAGAUGCCAAAGAUGCCAAAGAUGCCUUCGAACUAUUUCCCAACUGUGGCAAUUAUGUGCUCUGCGCCCUGUUCGCUGAACCGCGCUCGAAGCCGAAACCGCUGGAGGAGGACCCAUUGGCUGGGUCAGUAACCUUGGAGGACUUUUUUAAUCUGAAUUGUGAAUUUGAAUGUGUGGCACAUCCGGACGACAGCCAUCAGUGGGUUCUGGAAGAGGACGAAGAAGAGGACGAGGAGACGGCGGAGGAGGCGGAGUCCAUCUCUGGUGAGUCGCUUUCAGGUCGCAUCGGCGGCAGCAGCGACUGCGAGGGCUACUACGAUGAGGCAGUUGGAAAAUUGCAGAAGCUUAAACCAGCUGAGUGGAUCUUCUUUCAAACGCGGUGGCCACCGCUGUUAGCGCCACAGCAAGUUUUGGACUUGGAGAAGAACUACCCAGCUCACAUUCCUCUCUGGAGAGGUUCGACCGUGAGACUCGUUAGGGAUGUUGUCCGUUUCUGUCGCCAGCAUCCCAAGUCAGAUUGUUUGCUUCUGUUGGAUCCACUGGUGAGUAAAUUCUUUGUGCAAAAUGUCGUGCUUUUAUUUAAGCAUAUGUUUUAUGCACAUUUAAACUGGCUUGCACUGGUCAGAUGUUGGUGA
Messenger RNA from Dibothriocephalus latus, 1167 nucleotides. Lineage: Eukaryota; Metazoa; Platyhelminthes; Cestoda; Diphyllobothriidea; Diphyllobothriidae. The record is from the annotation of a GenBank genome assembly.